Molecule: messenger RNA, 1599 nt
Organism: Oryzias melastigma (Indian medaka)
Lineage: Eukaryota; Metazoa; Chordata; Actinopteri; Beloniformes; Adrianichthyidae
Gene: trmt13
Product: tRNA methyltransferase 13 homolog
Exons: 11
Coding region: 44-1480 (478 amino acids)
Biological process (GO): tRNA methylation
Source: RefSeq, a predicted model, not a curated record
CUAAAAGCCAGCGCAGCCAGAAAAUAGGUACUGCGCUGGCUGUAUGCCGCCGCGCCGCAUCUUUCCCCAUGCACGUGAACGCGGUGUCGGCGGCGCGCUCCUGUCCAUCAUGGCGGCCCCGCUUCCCGACAGAUGUUCCUUCUUCGUUGAGAGGAAGAAACGUUUCUGUAAGAUGAUGGUGAGGAAGGGGCAGCGCUUCUGCGGGGAACACGCGAACGCGGCAGAGGGAGGGAGCAUCAGGAGGAUCGUCUGUCCUCUGGAUCCCAAACACACUGUGGCCGAGGACAAAUUGGAGAAACACCUGAAGAAAUGCAACUCCAGACAGAAACCAAAACCUGUUUAUCAUGUGGAGAACAUCAAUGCAGGUCCAGAAGAUGGAGAUGAAGCGCUUCCUGAUGUGAGUCUGUCAGAGCGGAGCUGGUCAGAGUUGGAGCUUCUUCUGGAGAAACUAAAGAAGGCCUCAGAAGGACUACAGUGUGAGGUGGAGGACAACUUCCUAGAUCAUCCCGCCCUCCAGGAAGAACUUGUUAACCCAAAGAAUGGGGACUCUGCCCACAAACACCUGAAGCAGCAGGCCUCUAUCUUAGGUCACCUGGACGAGCUGGGCCUCCUCAGAAGAGGGCGGUGCUUUGUGGAGUUUGGUGCCGGUCGGGGGAAACUUUCUCAUUGGAUCCACGAAGCGCUGAAGAACAACGGGGAUCUGAAGAACAGUGAGGAUCUACAGCUGCUGCUGGUGGAGCGCAGCAGCAUCCGAUUCAAGGUGGAUGGGAAACACCAGGAUGCAGGAGUUCAGUUUGAAAGGCUGCAGGUGGACAUCCAGCACCUGGACCUGAGUAAAGUUCCUCUGCUGCAAGAUAAGAAGUUUCCUCUGGUUGGAGUGGGGAAGCAUUUGUGCGGCGCAGCUACAGACUUGGCUCUGAGAUGCUUGUUGGAAACAUCCACAUUAAGAGAUCCGGAGAGCGAGCCGCCCCUAAAACGCCUCAAGCCAUCAGAACCAGGAGCAGAAGUGGCACCAGCUGAUUGUUCCGGCGCCGGUGUGGGUCCUGUGCUCGGCCUGGCGGUGGCGUUGUGCUGCCACCAUCGCUGUGAGUGGCGGCACUUCGUGGGACAGCAGUUCUUUUUGCAAAGAGGACUUGGAGCCGCAGAGUUCUCUGCCAUCUGCCGCAUGUCUAGCUGGGCCACAUGUGGACUUAGAGCAGCCAAUCAGGAUUCCUCAUCACAGCAUUCGACCAAUCAGGGAAGAGAGGAGGAGGAGCACGAACCCAUAGACGAAACGGACAAUGUGAACAAGUUCUUGUCUGCGGCGGAGCGAGAGAAGAUCGGACAUCUUUGCAAACGUCUGAUCGACAGAGGCAGAUGUGACUUCCUGAAAAGCCGAGGUUUCAGCAGCAGACUGACCUGUUACACAGAUCGACAGGUGACGCUGGAGAACGUUUUACUUACCGCCGUCCCGUCACCCUGUUCCACGUCCUCCAGCUGAUGUUCCGUCAAAGGAAACUUUUGAUUUUCUGUUCUGAGGUUUAAUGAAAGGGACUGACCCAGAGAUUUGAUUUUUCAUGAAGGUGACAAAAGUUUGUAUUAAAGCUUUAUACUUUCUCA